This is a messenger RNA of Zingiber officinale, 950 nucleotides long. Its product is annotated as MADS-box transcription factor 2-like. The record is from RefSeq and is a predicted model, not a curated record. Gene Ontology annotation, molecular function: DNA-binding transcription factor activity, RNA polymerase II-specific; protein dimerization activity; RNA polymerase II cis-regulatory region sequence-specific DNA binding. The transcript is spliced from 7 exons. Gene Ontology annotation, biological process: positive regulation of transcription by RNA polymerase II. Gene Ontology annotation, cellular component: nucleus. Bases 162 to 788 code for a protein of 208 amino acids. NCBI's taxonomy places the organism in Eukaryota, Viridiplantae, Streptophyta, Magnoliopsida, Zingiberales, Zingiberaceae.
UAUGGUACCGUCCCCGAAAGUUUCCUUCGCUCCAAGCUCAGGAUGGAAAGCCUUUCUCUUUUACUCAAACUUCCUCUCCCCAUGGCUGCUCAAUCUCUCCUCCUUUUAUUCCUCUGCGAGCUGGAGCCAGGGCGGCGGCGACGGUGCUGGUGUUGGAUGAAAUGGGGCGCGGGAAGAUCGAGAUAAAGCGGAUCGAGAAUUCCACCAACCGGCAGGUGACCUUCUCCAAGCGCCGCAAUGGGAUCAUUAAGAAGGCGAGAGAAAUCAGCAUCCUCUGCGAAUCGCAGGUCUCCGUCGCCAUAUUCUCCAGCUCCGGGAAGAUGUCCGAGUUCUGCAGUCCCUCCACCACGUUGCCGAAGAUUCUGGAGAGGUACCAGACGAACUCCGGCGAAAAGCUCUGGGAUGCCAAGCAUGAGAGUCUGAGUGUUGAAAUUGAGCGAGUUAAGAAAGAAAACGACAACAUGCAGAUUGAACUAAGGCAUCUUAAGGGUGAGGAUCUCAACUCCCUUUACCCAAAGGAAUUGAUUCCUAUUGAGGAGGCACUCCAGAUUGGGCUCACCAGCGUAAGGGAAAAGCAAAUGGAGAUCUGGAAGAUGCACAAGAAGAAUGAAAAAUUUCUAGAGGAGGAAAACAAGCAACUGACUUAUAUGCUGCACCAUCAUCAAUUGACAAUGGAUGGAAGCGUUCGCGAGCUAGAGCUUGGAUACAAAGAUAGGGAGUUUGCGCCACAAAUGACUAUGGCCUUCCGCGUUCAACCGAUCCAACCUAACUUGCACGAAAGCAAAUGAUGAUGAGAUCUCACCUUCAACGGUAUAUCGUAGAUGCUGAAUUUUCAAUAGAAGGAUUAUUAUCUAUAGGUACCUUCUGUAUUCCAACGUGGAGAGCUUGUUAUUGGUCUGAACCAUCCUAUGGAUAUUAUAUUGUGAAUCCAGUUAAGACUUGUAUAAUAA